AUGUCACCCCUUAUUACGCUACUAGAGCCACUGAAGCAGGAGUGCAAGGGUAUUGCGCCCCCGGUCCGAUUCCACUACAAUAGCAAAAGAAGGGCUUUGAUCAGCUCCAGCAGCAAAUCCACUAGUACUAGAAGUAUUAAUAGCACUGGACAAUACUCCAUCAACGGGAGGAGCAGCCGAAACAAGCUUACGACGAUGUGUGCUACCAUGACCACUUCAGGAGAACAGCAGCAGCAGCAACCACCCGCCAUGGACCAGAGGAGGAGAAGGUCUAUCUUGGCAGACUAUACCAUUGAACGGGCCGGCCCUGAUAGCAGUAGUAGUGGCAGCAGCCCCGAUUUGGAAGAUCAGCCUAAUACAACCACCCAUUCCCGAAGGAAAAGCCAUUCCGAGACGUUGCAGAGUCUCUACAAGUUUCAUCAUCAGGAGGACAACAAUGAUGGCAACAAGAUGGAAGAUGCUUCUGAUCAGCUGCACAAGGCACUUUCGACUACGGAGAUCUUGCUCAAUCUACCCAUGGAGGGUAGUAGCAGCGAGUGCAGCGUCAGUAUUCGAAGAAGACGACGACGACCUCACAACAGCAGCAACAAAUCAUCCAGUAGUGCCUCAGGCAUGGACUGCAGCAGUGGCAGGAACCGCUCAUCUUGCUCCAGUCGUCUCCGCAUGUCCUUGCAGAAUGUACUGGCGCAGCAUGAUGAGGAGCAAGAUAAGAAUGUCAUUGCUUCAGCUACUGCCACUGAUACUCCUCCUAUCCGACGAUCCUCCACGGCUACUAUAGUAGAGACCAGCAGCACCACGACCGACAAAGGAAUUCAGUUUGAAUUGCGACGAUCUGGCAGUGCUUCCAUCACCACCAGACGCAAGCUACCCCAACGACAGCUUUCGAGCAACACUCGCCUUCGCAACUCUAUUGCACACUUGCUAUCCAUGGACAACAGCGACGGCGAGGAGAUUCACCCGGAUACCCUCCGUUCUAGCUGCUCCUUGAAGAAGCAGAAGAAGAACAAGCGACGCAGUGACAGCGAUCUCAUGGCGAAACUGCCAGCAACCAUUACCCAACAAAGUCCCUCCACGUCGUCCUUGGACUCCUGCACAUCCACCACGGCUAGCAGUACAGCUUCGACGACGACUGCCAGCAAACGGUACUCGAGACGAGCACGCAUUGCGGGAGAACCAAACGACGAGGACGUCCCAGCCCUGCUACCGCCACCAACAAAGACACCCGAUCCACAAGAGAUUCUGGGCAUUUUCCAACCACGGCCAUCCUUGUUUCGUCGUACUAGUAGUGCUACAUGUACCACUCAUCCGGAUGGCACUACUACUACUUCCGCGAAACAACUACAACGGACAAGCAGUCAUGGCUGCCACUUGAUACCCUUGCACAAGACACGACGCAUGUCCCAAACCAAGGGACUCUCGAAUGCCGUAUUGAAAACCGAAAUCUCCAAGAACCUUCGACGACAGAGCGCAUCGCCUGAAGUAACAUUGACCCAGACACAGUCCGGACUUGACGAGUCCAGAGAAACGCCCGAGGUGACAACAAAGGUCAAUAGCACGGAACAGUACGAUGACGACGACGACGACGAUCACAGCACAACCAGUAGUUGCUUUCCCAGGCGCUCUUGGUUGGAUCGCAGUAGUAUAACGUUGGAGAUUCCCUCAAUACAAGAUCUUGGAUACGGAGAGGCGCCCGAGAAGGAGGACGAAUUAUACGGAGACGUCGUCAAGGCGCCCGAGAAGACCCCUCGAAAGAUGGGGCGCGCCCGUUCUGGUACUGCCUUGUCGUCACUCGUCUCCAACAGCAACCACAACAAGGGACUGGAAACCAGGAGCAACCACCAACGACGCAAACGUGCGAGCGGUAAUGCCUUGUCGUCACUCGUCUCCAACAACACCCAAAAGGGACUGGAAACCAGCAGCAGCAACCACCUCCCCCGCGCCAAGCGUUCGAGCCAAAACGAUCUCUUUGGGAUGGUCCAAAGACGAAGUUCCAUUCGCAGCCUGACUCCUCCCAAACCGUUGUCCAAUCUAGUAGGACAGCAGAAAUCCAACGAGGCCGGAUUACCACGAGCUUCACGUCGAGGAUCUUCCAACCGUUUGUCGGGACUGACGGUUUCCGAAAUGGCACUCUCGCAGGCACAAUCGUCUUCCAAUCACCACAAGAAGAAUGCGCAGUGGACGUCGUCUCUUUCGACCAACAUGCCCACGCGACGCCCCUCAACGAUUCGGAGUUUGCAACAACCAUCCGAAACUGGUGGUGGUGCUCAGAACAACAGUUACUCUAGACGUCUCAGCACGACGCGACUUUCGGGAAUGUCCGUGGCCGAUCUGGCCCUCGCGAAUGCCCAGCAGAAACCCGCCUCCAAUAAAGGCAAUGCUCAGUGGACAUCCUCUCGCAACAAGCCCACGACAGAGAAUCCAUUCCUUCUCAAGCGCACUUCGAUGAGUACAAUGAACAUGCGAAGCAAGAGUGCAACAUCGUCCUCCAUGAUGAAAAGGGGUCCAUCCUCUUCCUCCUUGACCUUAUCCAGCCACCAUCAUCAUCGUCAGCCCAGCCGAAUCUACUGUCUCAACAACGACGACGAUAAUAAGAAGAGUUCCCUCCGUACAAACUCUCUCACACGGCGUUCUAGUUUGCUGCUUUCGGGAUUGUCCUACUCCGAAAUGGCCUUGUCGAAUGCACAGCAUGAAAUGUCGUCAUCUUCCUUGUGCUCCACAUCAUCUUCCCGUCAGACAUCAAGAAGGUCAGACUCCAUGGGCAUGUCCUCCAGCCGCCGCAGCAGUAACGACUCCAAUCGCAAAUCGAGACGGUCCGACUCUAACCGCCGCAGCAGCAACGAGACAAUCGAAGAAUCGUUGGAGUCUUCUUGCUCAUCCCUGCUGCAAGGUGUCUUGGACAGGAGAUUGUCCGCGGCACAGAAAAGUCUUUUGGACAAUAGCCUCUUCGACGAUAGUCUUCUCAACGACAGCAUCUUGGACGAGAGCAUUCUGGGUGACAGCAUCAUAAUGGAGGACAGUAGCAAAAUGGACGACAGCAGCGUGGUGGACAAUCGACGUCGCGACAACCCAAGUCUUGUCUCCUUGUUGAAUACACCAGCUGCACCUCCACAACAGCGUGAGGCCAACUAUCUACCCUAUGCGCACAGCUUGCUGGAUCAAUUGGGAGACACCAUCGUCACGCAGCCGCCGCAUUCGCACCCCAAACAGCACUCUCCGAAACCUCCCAAAAAGCCCGGCGUGUUGGGUGGCAACAGCGAAGCCGUCAAACAAUUUGUAGCAGAAAAGAAGAGAGGAGUUUCUCGCAGAUCGUCCAAUGGGAGUUUGGAACUCUUGGCCAUGCUGAGCCGUUGCAAUGUGUAAGGAGCGGUCCCAAGGCUACAUCGGAAGGACGACAUUCGUCCUCACUUACUUGCUUCUACAGUACGACUAAUCAGAUAAAGCUAGCAUGCGUAUUGAUUUGAAAUGGUAUUGACCGCAGUGAAUUGUAGAAAUCAGGGAGGGCA
Seminavis robusta is the source of this 3503-nucleotide messenger RNA. NCBI's taxonomy places the organism in Eukaryota, Bacillariophyta, Bacillariophyceae, Naviculales, Naviculaceae. The record is from the annotation of a GenBank genome assembly.